Vicia faba (fava bean) is the source of this 1002-nucleotide messenger RNA. Lineage: Eukaryota; Viridiplantae; Streptophyta; Magnoliopsida; Fabales; Fabaceae. The record is from the annotation of a GenBank genome assembly.
AUGAACCCCCUUCGUCUCAUAGCCACAGCUCUAUGCUGUGUUGCAAUUGUGUUUGGAGGAUUAACUUUCUCCUCAGAUGCACAACUUGACCCAAAUUUUUACGGUAAAACUUGCCCCCAGUUGCAGUCUAUAGUAUAUCAAAUCUUAUCCAAUGUUGCUACAAAGGAUCCACGAAUGCCAGCUAGUCUCAUCAGGCUCCACUUUCAUGAUUGCUUUGUUCAAGGUUGUGAUGCAUCAGUUUUGUUGAACAAAACUUCUACUAUUGUGACUGAACAAGAUGCUUUACCAAAUAUCAACUCCUUGAGAGGUUUAGAUGUUAUAAAUCAGAUCAAAACAGCCAUAGAAAAAGCUUGUCCCAACACUGUUUCUUGUGCUGAUAUUCUUACGCUUUCUGCUGGAAUAUCUUCCGUUUUGACCGGAGGGCCAGGUCCAUCUUUCACUUUAACUCAACUUAAAUCUGCUUUUGCUGAUCAAGGCCUCACCACACUUGACCUAGUAUCGCUCUCUGGUGCUCACACAUUUGGAAGAUCACGUUGCUUUUUAUUCUCUGACCGAUUGUACAACUUCAGCAAUACUGGUAAACCUGAUCCAACUCUUGAUGCAACAUACUUAAAAGUAUUACAAAAACAGUGUCCUCAGAACGGGCCUGGAGAUACCCGUGUCAAUUUUGAUCCAACCACUCCUGAUAUAUUGGACAAAAACUACUACAACAAUCUUCAAGUUAAAAAGGGUUUGCUUCAAAGUGAUCAAGAAUUGUUCUCAACACCAGGUGCAGAUACUAUUGGCAUCGUCAACAAUUUUGCCAAUAACCAAAAUGCUUUCUUUCAGAAUUUUGCGAAUUCGAUGAUUAGAAUGGGAAAUAUUGGUGUGCUUACCGGAAAGAAAGGUGAAAUUAGAACACAAUGCAAUUUUGUUAACAAGAAGAAGAAAUCACCUGAGUUGGAUAUUACUGGUGUGACCUCUACAGAAUCAAUUGAGGGGGGUGUGGUUAGUUCAAUCUAA